Limulus polyphemus (Atlantic horseshoe crab) is the source of this 7825-nucleotide messenger RNA. RefSeq names its product epidermal growth factor receptor kinase substrate 8-like protein 1. The coding region runs from base 244 to 2514 and encodes 756 amino acids. Lineage: Eukaryota; Metazoa; Arthropoda; Merostomata; Xiphosura; Limulidae. The transcript is spliced from 18 exons. Gene Ontology annotation, cellular component: plasma membrane. The record is from RefSeq and is a predicted model, not a curated record. Gene Ontology annotation, molecular function: actin binding. Gene Ontology annotation, biological process: Rho protein signal transduction; regulation of Rho protein signal transduction.
CAGACAUAUAGACCCGGUAACAAGAUAGAUGCAGGAUUGAAAGUCUGAAUCUGUGUUUUCACGCUUUACCUUAAAGGGUUCAACGUUUUGAGCUGAAAGAAGAAGACGUUUAUCUGCAAAACUCCAUCGUUAGGGUAUAGAUUUAUGAAAGAUCCUAAAAUCGAUGACGAAAAUAUAGCGUGUUAGAAGCAUCCAGCUGGACACGAUUGAGACAUUUGAUGAGUUUUUAGAGAUGAUUAAGCAAUGCCUGGUGUGAUUGGUUCACCAUACAUUCAGAACAGCCAGAAUUCACAACAAAGGUUUGGCUCAUAUCCUGACAGACGAGAAAUGUCACCACAUCGUCAAGAUUCAGACAUGAGAGCAUCAAGAUCUUCAUUUGCUAAUGGUUAUGGUUCAGACCAGCAGAGUGAUCAAGUUGAAGAUGGUCCACUUUACUUGUUGGAACAUUUGGCAACUUUUUCAGUGGGUUCAGAAUUUGGCUUAGAAUCACCUAAAGAUGGACUCCGAAGGCUACUUCAGAUGGAAAAAUCUACUGGAAUCUGGACUCAGAAGAUGCAGUUGAAAUUGGAUCGAAGAUGGGUGGUUAUUAAAGAUUAUGAGAAUGGUGAUGUGGUGGAGAAGUUUCCAAUGAACUUGAUCAGUGAUCCAACAAGUUUCAUUAGCAAUGAUUCGAGAGAAAUUUACAAUAAUGUCCUCAUUUUCAUUGUUCGAGAAGAUUCCAGAAACAAGUUAAAAAACUCUGGAGAGAUGCACAUCUUUCAGUGUGUUCGGGUAUCGGCUCAAGAUGUGGUAGAAGAGAUGAGACUUUUUAUGAAUGGAAAGUGGAAACCUGGUUACAGAAGUACACCAAGACCCAUUCCCCCUCCUCCAUCUAAUCCUCCUCCUGAUCCUCCAUUAAAUGGAAAAGUGAGAGAUCAUGUAAACUUGUUUAAUGCAGCAGCUGCAGCUGCUGCUUCAGUGCCACAAGAUUUUGCUUCUACGUUGCUUGCAGUACCACGUAGCUCUCAGAUAAAAAAUGAAAGACAGGACCAGAUGAGAUCACCAUCCCAUUAUCCUCGAGAAAUUUCUGAAGAACCUACCUCAGUGGGGAAUGAACGAUAUGAAAAGGAAGUGAUGAUGUUGAACUGUUGUUUUGAUGAUAUUGAAAUAUUUGUUGGUCGACUUCAACAUGCUGCAGCAGCUUACCAAGAAUUGGAACGAAGACAGAAAAGCCGAAAAAAUAAAAAGAAAGAUCUUGGUGAUGGGAUAUUGAGUAUACGUGCAAAGCCUCCAUCUGAACGAGAAUUUAUUGAAGUUCUGCAAAAGUUCAAGUUUUCAUUCAACUUGUUGGCCAGACUGAAGAACCACAUUCAUGACCCUAAUGCACCAGAACUGAUUCACUUCCUGUUUACUCCAUUGACUCUUGUUGUGGAUGCAGCUCAGCAGACUGGGUCAAAUCUACCACCACAAGUUGUCGCUCCGUUGUUGACAGCUGAUGCCAUAGACCUUUUGGUUAACUGCUGCUCUUCAAAAGAAACAGACCUGUGGCAUAGCCUUGGUGAUCCAUGGAUCAUACCCAGAGACCAGUGGAGAGGAAACCAAGGCAGUUACCAUCCAGUUUUCUCCAAUGGUUGGGCACCAGAAUAUCCUUUCUCUGAAGACAGGGAAAGAGCUGGAAUCACAGCAGCCGCAGCAGCUUCAGCAGCACAGCGAUAUAGACGUGAUAAUCUUCGAAGAGCUCAAGAAGAGGCUGAACUACGAAAUCAGGACUACUUGAGACAUUCUAAUUCCCAGUUGGAAAGAGAUGGACAUUAUGAUAUUGACUACUACAGCAGUGACAGAGAUCAAAGACCAAUGUCAGAACAACGUCCAACUAACUACAGUAAUCAAUUCUAUGAUGCUUCACCAGCAGAUGUACUAAGAAAGGCUCCCUACAUGGAUAGAUCUGGUGCUAACACUCCUUCUGAUCAGGACUUUCAUGAUAGAGAAACGAGAUCUGACAUCAGUACCAGUUCUGCUGAGCAUGGAAUGAUACCUACAGAUGCCCUCAGACAGUUUGAACGUCAACAGAGGCCUUGGUUUGAAGACAUAAGAGCACGUGGGAACAAAUGUGUUGUAGUAUUGUAUCCGAGAACUGCUAAUAAUGACAAAGAAUUGACAGUUGUGAAAGGAGAAUUGCUGGAGCUACUAGAUGAUAGUAGGAAAUGGUGGAGAGCAAGAAACAUGCGUGGACAGGUUGGCUAUAUUCCAAGUACUAUCAUAGCUCAGUAUCAGGGAUCACCUUCGGAAGAUGAGGUCUUUAGUAAUCCUCUGUAUUCUCGUGCUGGGCCAAGUCGAAACAACUACUACAGUCCCAAUGAAUCUUCACCAGUCCAAGAGAGAAGAAACGACAGUAGCUCUGGGCCAUCAAGCUCACCAUAUCGAGGUCCUUCAUACCACCCAAUUCCCACUCCAGCAUCAGCUGACUGGAUCCAAAGAGAACGAAUGGGAAAGAAAGAUAUGAUUCUAGAAUUUCAAGGUGAGAAGAUCUUGUAGAGAUUGCGGAUCAAGGUAUAACAUACUUCCAGUGAUCCAAGUAUAAAACCCAUCAUAUGAGACAAUUAUCUUGGAAAGUAUCAAAUUUUUAUUGCAAACAAGUGUUUAAUCUCACUUAGAAUUUAGUGAAGGAUAUCAUUAUAAGCAAUCCAAUUUUUGCUGGGUUUUAAGGAACAAAAUCUUUGAUAGGAGUUUAAUUUAACAGAUAUCAAAAGAACCAUUUGUUUGAUAAUGGUUCCACAUGAUUUGAGGUUAAAUGUCUUAUUAAGAACUAAAUUAAUUAAUAAUAACUCAAGGGAAUAACUUCCUUGGUGAAACAUGCAGGGAUCUGGAGACCAGUUUUGCCCAUUAAGAGUUUAAUUUUUUAAUUCAAAGAAUUGCUCCAAAGGGUCUUUGGGUCAUUAUCCACAACAGAAUUUUAACCUCUUCAAAUACAUCCCAACAACAGAAACAGAAUGUGAAAGUUGGUUGAACAUCAAAUGUGUCACACAACAGAAAUGAUGAAAAUGAAGAUGACCAGUGAUUCUCAGCUUUUUUUGUGCUACAUAUCCCCUAAUCAAACUUCUGAGCCAGCUGCAUACCCUUAAUGCAUAUAUUAAAAAAAUAUAUUAUUUAUAUUAAUGCAAAAGUAAAUAUAAAGAAAUAAUUUAAGAGUAAUUCAACAAUAUGCAAACAUUGAGUGCUGGCUAGUGGAAUAUGUUGGUGAUUCACCAGCCCUUCAAUUUAGAGAUGUUGGGCUUAUUUUCUUGUUGAUGUUUUUCAAAGAUUCUCAGGUACCUCUAGAAACCUCUCUGCAUACCCUCAAAAGUAUGAGUACCACAGGCUGGGAACCACUAUAAUAGACAAUCAUUCUAAGUCAAGGAGAGAGUUUAGAAUAGUUGAAGGUGGAGAAUGAGCCAAGAAAAAAUAUGUAAAAAUGGAGCUCACUUUUAUGGUGUUGUAGGAAGCAUGCUGAAGUAAUGAAUUUUCAAAAAAUUCUCCAAUAGUUUUAAUUCCAUUGGUGAAAGUAAGAUUUCAGAUACGUACAAAAUCCAACAGUAAAAUGAAGUAUUUGAUCAGGGGUGAAAUUAUCAGAGAUUGUAGGCAUUUAAGCCUUGGAGAUUGGAAGCAUAGUUAAGUGUGGUGUACAUUAGUGAGCUUCUCUCUCAUAAGAAAGCCUAAAAGUGUCAUAAAGACCACAACAGAAAGUUUGGUGGUUGAUGAUUGUCUUGUGUGUUUACCUUCCUACUUCACAUGAUAAAUUUAUAUAAUUUUACCUUCCUACUUCACAUGAUCAAUUUAUAUAAUUUUUAUUUGUAUUGCUGGUUGCACUUUUGAAGGUCUCUCCAUACUUCUAUUUCUUUUCUUUCCAACCAUUAUUAGUCUCAGAGUGGGUUCCUUGUCAUCAAAUUAACUGCAUUAGCUCAACUUUCUAACUCAUUAUUGAUUAUUUUAGAUUCUUUACUUGUAUGCUAUAAAUUUCAAAAAAAGAAUAGGAACUUGGGCUCUUUUGUUAGGUAUUUUUACACAAAAAGCACAACUGAGUUGGUAAUUACUUGUGAAACAUACGAGUCCACAAUUUAUAUACUCUUUGCUUUUGUUCCUAUAACCUGUAGAACAUUCUUGUUUUCUCAAGACAAUUGAUUACAUGCAUUUCUAUUGAGUAAAAAUUCUCAAAGCAUUAUGGAACAGAUCACUGAUGAGAUGCAUGAGUUUAGCACAGCACACUCCCAUCUGAGUGAGCCAAUGCUUCACAAGGCUGUACUUAAGCUCUUCCAAGAUUAAUUCUACACAUCACACUGGCCAAUAAAGAAUGAGCAAACAACAAGCUGUAGAUUGUAAUGCAACAAGCCUACCUCAAACUGGAAUACCAGAUUAACCAGGUCAAAGGAAGGCUGUAGCCCUCUUGUCCCCUCCUUGAAUUUUCCCCUUGUAUAGUCUUGCGACACAUACUAUUAAGUGUAAGGUGAUAUAUUUCAGGUGUGUUGUAUCUCAGAAGUUAUCCAAGUUAAGUAGUGAAUAAAUAAAUGAAAAGGAAUCUCAGAGAAGCAUUUUUAUGUUGGAUAGUGGUCAAUAAUUGCACUUGACAAUAGACAUUUCUGAAACUGGGUAAAUAUAAUGGAAAUUAGAAGCUUUCCAUGUUGGAUAAUGAACUCUAGAUGUAUCAGAUAUGAGAAGCUAUCAAGUAUGGUUUAUAAAUCUAAACUAUGUCAUAUAAUUGAAUAUGUCCAAGUAAUAUUACAAAAUACAUUUGUGUCACCAAAUAAAAGUUUUUCAAGACAAAUGAGGGUGGUAACUCAUAAAUGUGUCAUAUACCAGAAGCUUUGUAAGUUUGGGAAGUGAAUCACAUUUAUCACCCAACCAGAUACACUGAGAGGGUUGGAAAGCUAGUGAAGUUUUUAUCAAGGCCCUCUGCCACAAAGGGGUUCCUGGAGAAGGCAUAUACCAACCAAUCCUUCCUGAAGCCCUAGAACACCUCAGUAGCCUUGCACCCAACACAAGUUAUUCAAGUUGAGGCAUAUAUUAGGUUUAAUAGCAGUAGCUUUACAAGACUUUUAUUGAUUCAUAGUAAAGUAAAAAAGAAAGAAAAAUAAAAUAAUGAUGUUUAGCAAAUCACAUUUGUGUCACCCAACAAAAAAGUAUUCAUGGUUUGAUAAAUAUUAAGUUUUUUUUAUGAUACUUGUAGGGUAGUGAAUCAUAAAUGCAUGCAAUAACAGAAAUUUUCUUUUAAAGUUGAAUAGGGAAUUACAGAUGUCACACAGCAAAAUCUACUGGAAGAUUAUAUAUAAAAAUCCUGUUGAAAAUGAUUAUAUCUUAUAACUACUUGUUCUAGGGGAAAUAAAUUCUACCAUUGGCACAAUAAAAAUCAUAUGUUUUAUGAAGGAGAAUUUGGACUUGAAACAAGGUGUUCCAAAAUCACCUUCGUAGAACGUUUUCAGUAUGCUUUCUCAAUCAGCAUAUCAAACACGUAUCUCUAAAUUAAGUGGCUGCAAGCAUCAUAUGUUUUAGACAUUGUUCAUAUUCUUUAAAGAGAAAUAAAAGCAAUGCUAGUUUGUGAGGAAAGUGAUUUAGACAUGUAUGCAGUAAAAUAUGAUUUUGAAACACACUGUACUACGUCCAAAAUGAAUGAACCUUAUGGUUGUUAUUGUGCCUCACUGGUGAUGAAAUGUUUUCCCCAUGAACAAAUAUCUUUUAAAAUAUUAUCACCUUGUACUGAUAUCCAAGUCAUGUAGUAUAGCAGAAACUAUUAAUUGAGUUCUAUGAUACACUUAAUUGAACUGUCAAGUUCAUAAAUGGGGCAUACAAAAGAAUUUUUGCAAUGGACUGUAUGUUAUAAGUAUUUUACAUAAAGUAAGCUACUCAAAUUAGACUUGAAUUGUACAUGUGUGUGUCACACAUAAAGUAGAAUAUAAAAGUAUAUAUAUGUUGUAUAACAGAAUCUAAUAAAGUUCAGGUACUAGUUCUCCUUUAAGUUACAGAAAUGGUUAUUAAGGUGACUUUUGUCCCUACUGGUGUUAACUUGUUUUAUUUGUAAUAGUUAGUUGUUUAUGUAAAUACCAAAUUGUAACUGAAACAAAACAAUUACAGAUGUACAAUUACAUUUGUUUAGGAAGUUAUUGAGCUUUUGUUCUAUUUUGUUAAAUAAAAAAUUUUAUUCUGUCUUUAUCAUAUGAUUUUGCUAUCUGUAUAAUAAUCCCCCAGUGGGUCUGUGCUAAGUUUAUGGACUUACAAUGCUAAUAUUUGGGGUUUAAUUCCCUGCAGUGACAAAGUGGUGAUAGCCCAUAGUGUAGUUUUGCACUAAGAAAACAACAUUUAUGUAGUAUUCUACACCAAACCAUUUUCUUGUUGUGCAGCCAGGAUUCUAAAUGUUAUUAUUUUUUUUAUUAUGCAAAUUCUCUGGAAAGCCCAGUACUUGUUUCUUUUUAUAAAUUUGUAUUAGUUUUGCUAAGGAAUAUUUUAUUAAUACUUAUAUUAUCUCAAGUGCAUUAGUUUGAUAAAUUACUAACUUGUUGAUUUCUUUUGUAUAAAAAAAAGUGUUUGGUUGUAAUACAGAUGUAACUAAUAUCAAGAUUGCACAGUUACAAAACUUACAUAUGUAUUAUUUUUUUGUUAUUGUAUUGCCAGUAUUUUAUUGGAAUUUAUGUAAGAGUGUCCUGAUUCUGUUUGGUUAGUUGGUAGAACUUUAUAAGAAUAGUACAACAUUUUAUAUCUGGUGUUUCAUGGAAUGACAGAAGUUGCUUUAAAUUAAAUUCAGUAGUAAUCUUAUAGUGCAAUCAUUCCCCAUGUUUAUAUUUAAAUCCACUCCCUGGUGGCUUUGCAGUAAGUCUGAGGGUUUGUAAUGCUAGGAAUUGGAUUUUAAUGCUUGUGGUGGGUACAACACAGAUAUCCCAUUGUGUAUCUUUGUGCUUUACAACAAAGAAACAAAUAAAAUGUUAAUUCUUUCAGCAUGCACCAAAAAUACUAAUUUUCAAGAAUUACAGAUCAAACCCUCUAGUGAAGUUCAAAAGGAACUAAUGUUAAACAUUGAAUAUAAAUAGUGUUUUGACCUCUAAAGAUGUAAAACUUUGCAUCAUCAUGUAAGAUUAAAUAUGAUAUCAUUUGAAAUACUUUGCAUUUGUAAUUAACACGUUCAUAGAUUUUAUUCACAUUGCUCAAGAUGUAAUUUGCAUUUUUGUACUCUGUGUUAACAAAUAUAUUUUAGUCUUGAAAAAUACCAUUUGUAUUAAAUGUUCAUUUAUGUUUUAAGUCUGUUCAUUGAUGGUGGAAGUUAUAUAUUUGGUUGACAAUGAUAAUUCUUAUGUUCACAUAGAGUUUUAAGGCUGUUUACUGACUUCAGAUGAUAAACCUGACUGUUAUUAUACAUAAUCGUUGAAAAUAUGUUGAAUUUUAUUGGCUUUAGAUAUUAAAUGUGAACCAUAGUUCAUCCAGGUUUUUGUCUGCUUAUUGAAUUUUUAAAGUAAAAUGAGUUGGUAUUGUAAAUGACAUUUAGCUUUGAAAAAUAAGCAUUUUAGAAAUAUUUUUCCAUGACUUCUGAAAGUCACUGGUGACAUCUAAUAGUAACUUCAUCAAGUUUUUUCUAAUGAUAAAGCUAAAGUCAGAGAAGUAGGUAAAUAACUGUGUAAAGUGUAUACAUUUUUAAUAAAGUGAUCUGAAAAGGUUUUACUCGUAGCUCAGAAUGAUAUGUAGCAGCUGGAAUGUAUGACUUUUUUUAACUUUGUUUGGACACUAAAUAUGAAGUAGAUCAUGGUAUAUGGUUGACCCCUUGGCUUCUGGAGUGAAUCAUUGCUGUAUGUUUAUUGAUUUUCAAUAAAACUUAUAUUAUUAACAAGCA